This is a messenger RNA of Colias croceus (clouded yellow), 1279 nucleotides long. RefSeq lists its product as uncharacterized. NCBI's taxonomy places the organism in Eukaryota, Metazoa, Arthropoda, Insecta, Lepidoptera, Pieridae. The transcript is spliced from 2 exons. The record is from RefSeq and is a predicted model, not a curated record. The coding region runs from base 406 to 1029 and encodes 207 amino acids.
ACAGGUGACAUCAGCUAUGCAUAGCAAUACGUAUGCGCACACGCAUCGCUUCCUGAGUACACAUUAUACCUUCGCAGGUAACGGGCCUAUACGAAAACAUAAUAGACGAUAUAGUAUAAUAGUGUCGUCCGUGUGAAUCGUACCAUUGUGACAUUUUUUGUUAUUUUUUUUUUGACAAAAAAAUAUUCGAAAAAAAAUUAAAAGAUUGGUUAAGAAACAAAACCUUAGAGGAAGGGAUAAUCUGAAUAAAUUUAACAAAUUUGGCAGACAGUGGUCAUAAGGAAAACGACAAAAAGGAAAAUAAGGAAAAACGACGAAAUUUUCAUACAACGCAAAGAAAACUUUUCCAACUAUCAAAACGAUUCCAUGCAUUAAAAACCAAUUAAGAUCAAUAUAAACUCUAAAAUGAUGAACAUUACGUCAAUCAAGAUGAUAUUGCUAAUACUAUUGUGUCGUUUCGUGGAACCAGCACCGCUGCAUAUGCAGAUGGGGCACAUGCAAUACCCAUUGAUGUCCAUGCCGAACUUGCAGCAAAUGGUGGAAUUGCAGAGGUUGCAGGCGAAUCCGUUCUCUAUGAUUCAACAACAACAACCGCUCGUCAUCCUUCUACCGAAUGAUGAUUUGAAGACAAACCAGCUCGACGACACAGAUGCAAAAACAAAAAGCGACUUUGGGAAAGUUGAUGAAGAUUUAGAUUCCGUUGUAAUAGACGCUCCAGAGGAAAAACCACACAGAGCAUUAGUACUUUUACCAAACGCUAGAUUCUCUAUCGGUGAUUUUAUUUCCUCCAUACCGUUUUUGCCAAUAGAAAUCAAUGUUCCUGAUUCUAUUUCGUGGGCAUAUAAUGGAAUAGCUAAUGGUAUAUCUGGUAUUAUAUCUAUUAUUGGACAGAGAUUUCCGUACCAAAGACCCAUGGCUAGUCAGGAUUCUGGAAGUCUUAAAUUAUUGAAUACAUUACGAUUACGGAACCAGCCUAUUAUGAUUAUGCCUUUUGAAACGCAAAGACUGAAUCUUCCUAUACAAGUAUAGUAAGUAUGUAGGGAUAAAAUUUAACACCAAAGAGUAAACAUAGUAGGUAUUUAUUGUUCGCGUUGAAGUUUUGUUUGCUAUAAAGUUUUAUGUAUUAAUUUCGUUUAUUCUUAUCUGUCAUAAAUGUUUUACCGUUAAUUUAUUGAACAUGAAUUCUAUUGUGUUUUAUGUGUCUAAAUUUUUGAAUUAGCAUCCAGAUCACAUCUGUUUCCAAUAAACAAUUGGAAAAUAUAACCCUACCAAUUAUAAA